CCCGGAAGCGCGCGGACUUGCGGCGCCGGGCCGGGCUGGCCGGGGUCAGCGGGGACCGCACCGGGAGGCGCGCGCCGCCCGGCCGCGGUCCGCUGCGGUCACAGGUGGGCGGCUGCGGCGAGGGUUCAGCCACGCGGAGCGGAGGUCCCCAAGACGCCGGCUGUCACACCCGGAGCCCAGCGGAGCCGAGGUCGGAGACGAUUCCGCGGCUCGGGAGGAGCCGAUCCUUCGCCACUCCGUGUCUGUCCCCGGCGGCAGCCGCACCUCGGUCGGGAGGACAGGUGCACAUCAUCACACACAAGAGCCAGGUAUGAAGCUAGUGAAGAAAAAGAAAACCGAAGAGCCUGAAUUGGAGCCCCUGUGCUGCUGCGAGUACAUAGAUCGAAAUGGGGAAAAGAACCACAUGGCUGCUUGUUUGUGUGAUUGCCAAGAUCUCGAUGAAGGGUGUGAUAGAUGGAUUACGUGUAAAUCAGUGCAGCCAGAGACUUGUGAAAAAAUCAUGGAUACAAUUUCUGAUCGCCUACGAAUUCCUUGGCUUAGAGGAGCCAAAAAAGUUAACAUUAGUAUCAUUCCUCCACUUGUCCUUCUUCCUGUCUUUCUUCAUGUGGCUUCUUGGCAUUUCUUGCUGGGGGUGGUGGUUUUGACCUCCCUUCCUGUGCUGGCACUGUGGUACUACUACCUCACUCACAGAAGGAAAGAACAGACUCUGUUUUUCCUGAGCCUUGGACUGUUUUCACUGGGCUACAUGUACUGCGUGUUCCUGAGGGAAGUGGUCCCCAAAGGGCGUGUGGGGCCCACUCAGCUGGCUGUUCUUACCUUCGGGUUAUUUCUGAUACUCUUAGCCUUGUACAGAGCCAAGAAGAAUCCAGGCUACCUCAGCUAUCCAACAAGCAAUGACAAAUCCCUAAACAGCAGCCAAAUUGAAUGCCUGAACAAAAAAGGACAGGAGAAGACCACAGGGUUCCCUGGAGCAGAUACGUCAGGUAGUCUCAGCAAUCGCACGCUGAAGGAUGAUCUUAAAAGCUCCUCCAGGAUGGGGGCUGAAAGCCCCACCAAGGCGAAGGAGGACUGGUGUGCCAAGUGUCAGCUGGUGCGACCUGCCCGGGCAUGGCAUUGCCGGAUAUGUGGCAUCUGUGUGAGGAGAAUGGAUCAUCAUUGUGUCUGGAUAAAUAGCUGCGUUGGAGAAUCAAAUCAUCAAGCAUUUAUACUUGCCCUUUUGAUCUUCUUGCUUACUUCGGUGUAUGGGAUAACGCUGACUUUGGACACCAUUUGUAGAGAUAGAAGUGUCUUCACAGCUCUCUUCUAUUGUCCUGGAGUUUAUACAAAUUACAGCUCGGCUCUGUCCUUCACCUGUGUGUGGUACUCUGUGAUCAUCACAGCGGGCAUGGCCUAUAUCUUCCUGAUCCAGCUGAUAAACAUCAGCUACAAUGUGACCGAGAGGGAAGUCCAGCAGGCCCUCCGGCAGAAGACUGGGCGCCGCCUUCUCUGCGGGCUCAUUGUGGACACGGGCCAGUACAACAGGGGCUUCCUGCGGAACUGGCACCAGUUCUCUACCCUGGGCACACACCCAUUCCCCCACCCUGCCGAGGACAUUGUCUGAAGUGCCUUCUGCAUGGCUGAGGGGUGGCUCCUUCCUCUGUUCCUUUCCAUCGUACACUUCAGUGUCCAGAGGAUGUUCAUUUCUCCCCCGUUUCUUAAAGGCAUUGUAGGGCCAUGCUCAGGUUUGGGGACUGGACUGAAGUUAAUUUUUCUGACUUCAUAA
Castor canadensis (American beaver) is the source of this 1762-nucleotide messenger RNA. RefSeq names its product zDHHC palmitoyltransferase 23 (gene Zdhhc23). Gene Ontology annotation, molecular function: protein-cysteine S-palmitoyltransferase activity. NCBI's taxonomy places the organism in Eukaryota, Metazoa, Chordata, Mammalia, Rodentia, Castoridae. Gene Ontology annotation, cellular component: Golgi apparatus; endoplasmic reticulum. The record is from RefSeq and is a predicted model, not a curated record. Gene Ontology annotation, biological process: peptidyl-L-cysteine S-palmitoylation; protein targeting to membrane.